Pelobates cultripes (western spadefoot toad) is the source of this 321-nucleotide messenger RNA. The record is from the annotation of a GenBank genome assembly. NCBI's taxonomy places the organism in Eukaryota, Metazoa, Chordata, Amphibia, Anura, Pelobatidae.
AUGGACUCAGAGGAGUUACAUUCUCUCUUAGACGCGGCUAUGGCGAAGUCUGUGACCCAGGCCAUAUUCACCGCCAUGGGUGCCAUGUCGGAUAAUUUAUCUCAUUCCAUAACCAAUGCGAUGAGAGCCACGCAAUUGGCGCCAAACCCCAUGGCUAACCCCCCAGAAAACAAACCGGUGGCCCCUAGUGGGCGUAAAGCUGCUAAAAAGUCUCGCCAUUUAGACGAGUAUGCCUCCAAAAACCUACAGAUGGACAGGGCACGUCCUGUCACAGAACCUGUGGUUGGACCACAACUUAGAGCCCCACACCGGGCAAAAUCG